Molecule: messenger RNA, 3978 nt
Organism: Oncorhynchus gorbuscha (pink salmon)
Lineage: Eukaryota; Metazoa; Chordata; Actinopteri; Salmoniformes; Salmonidae
Product: kinesin light chain 1-like
Exons: 15
Coding region: 181-1836 (551 amino acids)
Biological process (GO): microtubule-based movement
Cellular component (GO): membrane-bounded organelle; cytoplasm; kinesin complex
Molecular function (GO): kinesin binding
Source: RefSeq, a predicted model, not a curated record
CAACAUACAGAAGAAGAACAAUAACCCGCCCAGCAAACUGGUGAAAACAAAAUAUGACGUAAUUUUACCCCUACGCAAAGCCUGCUGGGAGCAUACGCUUUCCAGAGGACAUUUUGGAUUUAAAGGGACUGGUCCAGCUGUUAGUCUCAGCUCUCGGUCCCCCCUACGGUAGACUAGACGAUGUCCACGAUGGUGUACCCAAGGGAAGAGAAGCUAGAGAAGCUGUCCCAGGAGGAGAUAAUCUCCAACACCAAGCUGGUGAUCCAGGGCCUGGAGGCACUGAAGAAUGAGCACAACUCCAUCCUGCACAGCCUGCUGGAGACCAUCAAGUGCCUGAAGAAAGAUGAGGCUAACCUGGUGCACGAGAAGUCCAGCCUUCUGCGCAAGUCUGUGGAGAUGAUCGAGCUGGGCCUUGGAGAAGCACAGGUGAUGAUGGCCCUGUCCAACCACUUAAACGCAGUGGAGUCUGAAAAGCAGAAACUGCGAGCCCAGGUGCGUCGGCUGUGCCAGGAGAACCAGUGGCUGAGGGACGAGCUGGCCAACACACAGCAGAAGCUGCAGAAGAGCGAACAGAGUGUGGCACAGCUGGAGGAGGAGAAGAAGCACCUAGAGUUCAUGAACCAGCUCAAGAAGUACGACGAGGACGUCUCACCCACUCAGGAGGAGAAGGACGGCGAGCCACCAAAGGACUCUCUGGAUGAUCUCUUCCCCAACGAUGAAGAGGAGCAAGGCCAAGGCAUGCAGCACCAGCACAACAGUGCUGCGGUGGCCGCAGCCCAACAGGGAGGCUAUGAGAUCCCAGCCCGCCUGAGGACCCUCCACAAUCUGGUGAUCCAGUAUGCCUCCCAGGGGCGCUACGAGGUGGCCGUGCCCCUCUGCAAACAGGCCCUGGAGGACCUGGAGAAGACCUCCGGACACGACCACCCUGAUGUCGCCACCAUGCUCAAUAUACUGGCCCUUGUCUACAGGGAUCAGAACAAAUACAAAGAGGCUGCCCAUCUGCUCAACGACGCUCUGUCCAUCCGGGAGAAGACUCUCGGCAAAGACCACCCUGCUGUUGCUGCUACACUCAACAACCUAGCCGUGCUCUAUGGAAAGAGGGGCAAGUACAAGGAGGCCGAGCCACUGUGCAAGAGAGCUUUGGAGAUAAGAGAAAAGGUGCUGGGCAAGGACCACCCAGAUGUGGCUAAGCAGCUGAACAACCUGGCCCUGCUGUGUCAGAACCAGGGCAAGUAUGAAGAGGUGGAGUACUACUACUGCCGCGCCCUGGAGAUCUAUGAGUGCAGACUGGGUCCCGACGAUGCCAAUGUGGCCAAGACCAAGAACAACCUGGCAUCCUGCUUUCUCAAGCAGGGGAAAUACAAAGAGGCUGAGAUUCUGUACAAAGAGAUUCUGACCCGUGCCCAUGAGAAAGAGUUUGGAUCUGUCGAUGCUGAGAACAAACCCAUCUGGAUGCACGCCGAAGAGAGAGAGGAGAUGAGUAAGGGCAAGAACCGAGACAACACUCCGUACGGCGAGUAUGGAGGCUGGUACAAGGCCUGCAAAGUGAACAGCCCGACAGUGAACACCACCUUGAGAAACCUGGGAGCUCUGUACCGCCGACAGGGCAAGCUAGAGGCCGCUGAGACCCUGGAGGAGUGUGCCAUGAGGUCCCGCAAGCAGAUCAACACAGGCAUAGACCCCAUCCAACAGACACGUGUGGUGGAGAUCUUAAAGGAUGGCGAGGGGGACAGGGAGAGGCGGAGGAGCCGGGACAGUCUGUCCGGCGUCAAGUACGAGAGCGGCUCUGAGACCGUCGAGGAAGUGAGUAUGGGCGUAGAGUGGAACGGGGCCUAAGCCACAUCAAGAUUAUUCCUCCAUCCUUCUCUCCUCUUCCCCAACAAAUAGUAAAGGAUGUUUUUGUCGAUCCCCUUUGGCCUUCUCUUCUCUCCUACCACCAAAUGAAAAGCUCCUCCUCUGCCGUUCCUGGUGUCCUCGGCGAGACUGCUCCCUGUUGUCACGUCUGUCCCUGUACUGACAACCGUUGGGAUGUUUGGUUUCCUCUUCCCUCUGAUCCCUCUUUCUUUUCACACUUUUCUUUCACUAACCUUGUCUUGCUCCAUCGUCAGAAAUUUCACUCCCUAUUCCCAUAACAUGAAGUCAUGCCUAUCACAUUCUCCUCUAAAACUGACCAACUCUCCCUCUCCACCUCAGUCUUCUUCUAACAUGCAUCUGUAAUAUUCAACUGUAUUUAGUAAUGGCAUGAUAGAAGGGGUAAGUGUUUGGAAAUACGGUGGCCCGUUGGGAACACGGAGCAAAGCAGAAAUGCCAGAGUGGUUUUGGACAAUGACCUGCAACUGCUUCCACAGCCCUUAACAUCUGCCCAAAACACCAGUCUGUUACCAUGAUAACGCCUGUCCUUUUGCCUUCACAACAUAGUUGUGGUUUGACUGUCUGCAUCUCACAUCUCCCUUCAGGACUUCACUGUUGCUUUGCAUUGGCCUCAGUCUGUAUUUGUGUUGGAGUGGCUUUGCCUUCUAGAGCGUACAAGCAUACUCCCAGGACUGUUAAGCAGCUGGCAGGUGAAAAUAGUCUGUGAUCAAAUACAAAAUGGCUUGGGGUCUGCAGUUGAUUAACUUGGUGCCUGUAUCGUAAUAAUAAUUUGCUUCCUUAAAGUUAAUUUCAUCAUUUUGAAGUGUAACCAUAUGCCUGAGCAGUUUUAAAAAGGUACUGUAUUGUAAUAAAUGCGUAUGACUUUGGUAUAUUAGGUUGGCUAACUCUGACAAACGUGGUUGAUGUUGGGGUUUCAAAAGUAUCCUCUUUUAUAUAUAUUUUUUCCUAUUCAUUUUUAAUUUAGUGUGUUUUUCUUCUUAUUUACAACUUUUUAUUAUGCUUGCUUUGUAUUGACUGCCGAAGGCGGCGUGGUAUGUCAACCUGUUAUACUACCAAUAUGUGGUCUUAUAGUAGCCGCUGCCUGUUUUGUCUUGAUCGACUAAAACACACUGCAGCCUUUUUCAGCCUGUGUCAUACAGCAGCUUUAUAAGCAAACUGUCACCUUCAAAAUUUCCCGAGAGCUCGAGUUCUUCUUGGCUAGACUGCUCUCCCUUCUUUGAUGCAUAGCAUUUUACACACUGUAGGCCUAUUGUUUACCGUGCAUCAGUUACAUUUUAAAAAGGGAAUAGUGUGGCACAUUAUCUGGUUAAAGGCUACUGUAACAGAACCAACAUGUAACGUUGCCAAAACAUCCAUGUCGAAGCAACAGCACAUCUGUUUCCUUCAAAUGAGAUUUGCUAACCUCUUGAGACCCAAUGGCAAGUUAGUGACCACGUGGGCUCUUCAUUGCCUGCUUCAUAUUGCCUUUGAAUGUGUUGUUGAGAUUAUAAGACAUAUUAGUGUUGCCAUUUGAGGAAACGUAUGAAUCAUUGCAUGUGUGUUUUAAUAUGUUGCCUUCCCUACCCCUUACGUCACACAGUUCAUUACAGGUGAACAUUGUCCAUUUUGACUAGACCUCUUUUUGAACUGCGAAACCCAUAGUCAGUGCUGGUAUAAGAUCAUUAUCGUAAGUGUUUAACUAACUGAAUGUACUAUAAUUUCCAUAUUAUGCGUAAAUGUAGUAAUGAUAUAUUUAUGGAUUUGAUAAGGCACUCGUCACACAGGCUUUUGAAAUGUCCUUUGCCAUUCCUAGCCAUAAAGCAUACUUUCAAGAAUGCAAGCAACACUGAAAAAGAGGGCGAGAAACGACAAUGUUCAUCAUGUAAUUCGGACAAUAUUAUUGUUAUAGUGGAAUGCUGAUUUAAUGAUUAAAGUUGUCUGUAAUUGAUGUUAUAUAGUGUGAACUUCUGUUUCCUAGGGCAGAAGUAAACUCCAUGGCAAGCUCUAUAAGCACCAUCUUAGAAUGCAGGACUGCAUAAUGUUUACCAUUUCUUCUUGCAUUGUGGUGAUUGUUGCAUCAAUGCUUGUUGGUAUUCCCAAAUAAAGUUUUUAAUUUGUGAGGUGUCA